Aspergillus caelatus is the source of this 783-nucleotide messenger RNA. Its product is annotated as F-box domain and ankyrin repeat protein. The transcript has a single exon. NCBI's taxonomy places the organism in Eukaryota, Fungi, Ascomycota, Eurotiomycetes, Eurotiales, Aspergillaceae. Gene Ontology annotation, molecular function: protein binding. The record is from RefSeq and is a predicted model, not a curated record. The coding region runs from base 1 to 783 and encodes 260 amino acids.
AUGCUGGGUAUUGCAAUUGGUUUCCGGCAUACCCAGAUUGUGGAACUCUUUCUCGAAAGAGGUGCCAGUUUGAAGCUGUAUCCAUUGCUGCCUCAGCCCAAGAUGAUCUGCAUUAUACCUUACUGUAACCUUGAAUCGCUCAAACUCAUUGUGGAUAAGGUCGAUUUGAGUCAUAUAUGUGGCGAUGGUGGAUCUGUGCUGCAUCAAGCUAUAGGGAAUAAUGAUCCAGAUGUGCUAGAGCUUUUGGUGGAAAAGUAUGCCCAUCUGCUCUCUCUGCAGGACUUUAAAGGCGAAACGGCUCUUUUUCGAGCGGCUCGACUCUGGGAGAACCGGAAUCGUCAGGCCGCUAUGGUUCGCAUACUGGUUGAGGCCGGCAUUGAUUUGAACAUCAAAAACGCUCAGAAUGAGACUGCCUUCCAUAAAGCUUGCUCUCAUGGCUCCUAUGAGGUUGUCCAGUUUCUCUUAGAGCGCGGAAUCGAGACAAACAUCCCAGGGGAAAGUGGAAUGACCGAGCUACACUACGCAGCCCGAGACAAUUUGACUGAAGUUGUAAAUCUUCUACUUUCUCAAGACACAUUCAAUAUUCAUGUAUUCGCUAAUAAUGGCGAAACGCCGCUGCACAUGGCAGCAAGACAGUCGACACCCGAUACUUUUGCGGUGCUGCUUGAGAACGGGGCAAUUUUACGCCUUAGAGACGCCAAUGGCCAAACACCUCUGGACAUCAUCAAGGCCAUGGGCCAUUGGAGCAUUGAGAGAUACCUCCAAUAUGAAGACGACAAUUGA